AUGAUCAACGAUGAUAGGACUAUUUACCGUUUAUUGGAAUGUAAGGACGGACUCUGGACUGCUGGCCCCUUAUCCGCAGAGAUCAACGAACACAUCUUCUUCUACCGCGAAUUCGUGCGCGGCGUUACAGAUACACAGAAAACCUACCGAUUUAUCAAAUAUGGAAUAAACACCCAAGUAGAAACAGUGAGGGUCUUCAACACCUACACUAGAAACCGUAUCAACGGUUCCAACAACAAAAACUACACCAAUGGCGCCAACGACCAGAACUAUACUAGUGAUCCUAACUUCACUAAUGGUUCUAACGAUGAGAGCCAUACUGACGAUUCUAGCGACUCUGCACAAGCACCUAUCUCUAGGGUUGAGCCUAAUAUUGUUAUGCAAGAACAGGGCAAUACCGAUAAUCUUCUUCUUACACGGGCUGCAGAGGAUGUGUGCGCUUUGCUUCGGACCGCCAACCAUUCCGCUCGCAAUCAUCCGGUCCCACAGAAGAGCAUUGGUAUUUUCGAAAAACUGUUUCGCCGACAAAUUGUUGACGAGGGUGCUAAAGCUGUGGCUGAACAAUGUGUGGCGCUAUGGAACCAUGCAGUGGAAAGGGCAAAGGAAAUAUUGGCCUCGCAGGGAGUCAGGCAUGACAGAACCAUGGGAAGGGUUGCGGACAUGAUCAAAACAGGACGCGAGGGUUCGACAACGCUGCGGGAGACCUUGGCGGGUCACAGCGACAAGUGCGAAGACAGUGAUGAGAGCGAUUAG
Fusarium graminearum PH-1 is the source of this 753-nucleotide messenger RNA. RefSeq lists its product as uncharacterized. The transcript has 2 exons. Bases 1 to 753 code for a protein of 250 amino acids. The record is from RefSeq and is a predicted model, not a curated record. NCBI's taxonomy places the organism in Eukaryota, Fungi, Ascomycota, Sordariomycetes, Hypocreales, Nectriaceae.